Molecule: messenger RNA, 6089 nt
Organism: Pseudoliparis swirei
Lineage: Eukaryota; Metazoa; Chordata; Actinopteri; Perciformes; Liparidae
Gene: stag2a
Product: STAG2 cohesin complex component a
Exons: 34
Coding region: 255-4085 (1276 amino acids)
Biological process (GO): sister chromatid cohesion
Cellular component (GO): nucleus; chromatin; cohesin complex
Molecular function (GO): chromatin binding
Source: RefSeq, a predicted model, not a curated record
CACAAACCGUACCUUGCUAUGUUAGCCACCAAGGAGCUUUGCCGUUAACUAACACAUACAACUAUCAUUCACGAGCUCUGGGAAGUGACAGUUUGCGCGGGAGAAUAGCGCGAGCGCCCUCUCUGCACAGUCCGCCGCGUUUGGAUUGCUUGUUCUCAGGCCGUCUUUGAUUUGAAACGAGGCGCAGACACCUGGUUGCUUGGGGUCCAGAGCAGUAGUCGUACCACUUAGCAGAUACAGAAAAUGUUAAAGAAAUGAUAGCAGCGCAGGAUUUGCACACAGAGUUUCACUUUGCUCAAGAGGCUGACUCUCAGUUGUCUUCUGAUACUGACCUUGAGGAUCCUGAUGGCAAAAAUGCAAAGACGGGAAGGGGCAUGGCAGCCAAGAAAGGGAAGAAGGCGCCUGGAGACAAGGCCAAAGGUGGAGGAACAGGAAGGGCCGCCGGUCUUGGCCGGGUGAAUGGCCAUCAUCAGGAGAAUGGGAUGGAGAACAUGACCCUGUUCGAGGUGGUUAAAAUGGGGAAGAGUGCCACACAGUCUGUUGUUGAUGACUGGAUCGAGGCAUACAAACAAGACAGGGACCAUGCUCUCCUGGAGUUAAUCAACUUCUUCAUUCAGUGCUCUGGCUGUAAAGGUGCUGUGAGUGGAGAGAUGUUCAGAAAUAUGCAGAACUCCGAAAUCAUCCGCAAAAUGACCGAGGAGUUUGAUGAGGAUGGCGGUGACUAUCCAUUUACUAUGUCAGGACCACAGUGGAAGAAAUUCAGGAUCAACUUCUGUGACUUUAUUGCGGUACUGGUUCGUCAGUGUCAGUACAGCAUCAUCUACGACGAGUAUAUGAUGGACACAGUCAUCUCCCUGCUCACCGGCCUGUCUGACUCGCAGGUCAGGGCGUUUAGACAUACAAGCACACUGGCAGCCAUGAAGUUGAUGACGGCCUUGGUGAAUGUUGCUCUCAACCUGAGCAUCAAUAUGGACAACACGCAGAGGCAGUACGAGGCGGAGAGGAACAAGGUCCUCGCAAAGAGGGCCAACGAUCGGCUGGAAAACCUGUUACUGAAGCGUAAAGAGCUUCAAGAAAACCAAGAUGAAAUUGAAAACAUGAUGAAUGCAAUUUUCAAAGGAGUGUUUGUUCACAGAUAUCGUGAUGCCAUUGCUGAAAUCCGAGCUAUUUGUAUUGAGGAGAUUGGAGUGUGGAUGAAGUUGUAUAGUGACGCCUUCCUCAAUGACAGUUACCUGAAGUAUGUUGGCUGGACAAUGCAUGACAAGCAAGGUGAGGUGCGACUGAAGUGCCUGGGUGCCCUACAAGGCCUGUUCCACAGCCAAGAGCUCAGCGCUCGACUGGAGCUCUUCACAAGUCGCUUCAAGGACCGGAUUGUUUCUAUGACUCUGGACAAAGAAUACGAUGUUGCAGUUCAAGCCAUCAAACUUCUGACACUUGUGUUGCAGAGUAGUGAUGAGAUCCUGACAGCAGAGGACUGUGAGAGUGUGUAUCAUCUGGUUUACUCCGCACAUCGACCCAUCGCUGUUUCAGCAGGAGAAUUUCUGUUUAAGAAGCUCUUCAGCCAUCGAGGUCCUGAGGACGAGGGAUUACCCAGGAGGGGCCGGCAGAGCCUCAAUGGCAGUCUCAUCAAGACUACUGUCUUCUUCUUCUUAGAGAGCGAGCUCCAUGAACAUGGGGCCUACUUGGUGGAUAGCUUGUGGGAGUGUGGGUCAGAGCUCCUGAAGGACUGGGAGUCUAUGAUCAGCCUGCUGCUGGAUGAGCCUGCGUCAGGGGAAGAGGCCCUGACGGAUCGUCAGGAAACGGCUUUGGUGGAGAUCAUGCUCUGUGCCAUCCGGCAGGCUUGUGAAUGCCACCCUCCAGUCGGCAGAGGCUCAGGGAAAAAGGUCCUGAGUGCAAAGGAGAAGAAAACACAGCUGGAUGAUCGGACACGGAUCACCGAGAUGUUUGCGGUUGCAUUGCCUCUGUUAUUGGCAAAGUACUGCGUUGAUAUUGAUAAGGUGACCAAUUUGCUACAAAUACCAAAGUACUUUGAUCUGGACAUCUACACAACUGGCCGGUUAGAAAAGCAUUUGGAUGCCUUGUUGCGGCAAAUCUGGGAGGUCCAGGAUAAGCACACAGACGCGGAGGUCCUGGAGGCCAGCUCGACCACCUACCACUCCCUCUGCAACGAAGAGUUCACCAUCUUUAACCGCGUGGACAUCGCUCGCUCUCAGCUCCUCGAUGAGCUUGUCGACAAGUUCAAUUCACUCCUGGAGGACUUCCUGCAAGAGGGUGAAGAACCAGAUGAAGAUGAUACCUACCAGGUUCUAUCUACACUCAAGAAGAUCAGCGCUUUCCACAAUGCACAUGACCUCUCUAAGUGGGAUCUCUUCACCAGCAUUUACAAACUACUGAACACAGGUCUGCAGAACGGGGACAUGCCGGAACAGAUCGUGAUUCAUGCAAUGCAGUGCACACAUUACAUCAUCCUGUGGCAUCUCGGCAAGGUUUCAGAUGGCAGUUCAUUAAAGGGUGAUAUGGUGACCUUGAGAAAGCAAAUGAGAGCUUUUUGCUUAAUGUGUCAGCGUUACUUAAACAGCGUCAACAACGCAGUGAAAGUACAGGCCUUCACCAUACUAUGUGAUCUGCUAUUGAUCUUCAGUCACCAAAUGAUGUCUUCAGGCCGGGAACAACUGGAGCCUCUUGUCUAUACACCAGAUUCUUCUUUGCAGGCAGAGCUGCUCAACUUCAUUCUGGAUCAAGUGUUCAUUGAUCAGGAUGAGGACAACAACAGCACAGACGGACAGCAGGAUGAUGAAGCCAGUAAAAUUGAGGCUCUGCACAAGCGAAGAAACCUGUUAGCUGCCUAUUGCAAAUUAAUCAUUUACAAUGUGGUGGAAAUGAACACCGGAGCAGAUGUAUUCAAACAGUAUAUGAGGUAUUACAAUGACUAUGGAGAUAUCAUCAAGGAAACGUUGAGUAAAACGAGACAGAUUGACAAAGUACAAUGUGCAAAGACACUCGUCUUGAGCCUGCAAAUGCUAUUCAAUGAGAUGCUGUCUGAACUUGGCUUUAAUGUCGACCGCUCAACGUCAGCCUUCUGUGGCAUUAAAGAGCUUUCCCGACGCUUCUCAUUGACUUUUGGCUUGGAUCAGAUAAAGACCAGGGAUGCUAUUGCCAUGUUACAUAAGGAUGGGAUUGAGUUUGCUUUUAAGGAGCCUAGUCCCCAAGGACAGGGGAGUCCACCUCUCAAUCUAGCCUUUUUAGAUAUCCUGAGCGAGUUCUCCAGCAAACUAAUUCAUCAGGACAGGAGAACAGUUCACAAGUACCUGGAGCGAUUCAUGACGGUUCAGAUGGCGCUGCAGCGAGACGACUGCUGGCUGCCUCUCAUCUCAUACAGGAACUCCCUGCAGGUGGGAGGGGACGAUGACACCAUGUCUGUCAUUAGUGGGAUCAGCAGUCGAGGUUCCACCAGGAGUAAGAAAUCAAAGUCAUCCACUGCAAGCAAAAGGAGAUUACCUGAUGUAGAAGAGAACAGCUGCAGCAGCAGUGAUGCAGUUUGGAUGAACCGCGAGCAGAACGUGCAGACGCCAGUCAUGAUGCAUUCGCCCCACCUCAGCUCUACUGUACUGAGUGAUCCAAAGAAGAUGAGGCCAGAGGACAGCUACACUGCCGCAUUCACCAUGCCAACAGAGCAGCUGCCCCAUCAGCCUGUGCCUCUCCAGCAGCAGCCGCACCAUCACCACCAGACUGCCAUUGAUUACAAUACCCAGGUUACUUGGAUGUUGACAGAGAGACAACAAGCAGAGGCCCAUCAGCAGCAAGAGCGAGUUAGCAUGCACUAUGUCAAGAUGAGGAACCACAUGCAGCAGGAAAUUCGUCGAGGCUCAGGACUCAUGGAGGAUGAUGAGGAGCCAAUAGUGGAGGAUGUGAUGAUGUCAUCGGAGGACCGCUUGGAGGACAUCAAUGAGGGCAUGGAUUUCGAAACAAUGGACAUUGAUUUGCCAGCAUCAAAGAAUCGCAGAGAAAGAUCUGAACUAAAGCCGGACUACUUUGAUCCAUCUUCCAUCAUGGAUGAUUCAGUUCUCAAUGUUUCCAUGUUCUAAAACAAAUUGCAUCAAGGAAAAUGUUGUCAGAAUCAUUGGAGGAUAAAAAUGGACUGUGGAAAUCAGAAUGGAGAGAAAUGGACUGCUAUAAAUGAUUUGUGAGACACCAAUGUUUGCCUCUUUAACACUUUGUUAAAACUCAAGUGAGAGCUUGAUUUUAAUUUGAUUCUGAUAUUUUCACACACAGGUCUUUUGUCACACUGCAGCAGAAAUGUUUAUGUUUUUGUUCAGUUACCCCGAAACCGACUUGGUGUUAUCUUAUCUCACUAAGGUGAAGCAGUCUGACAUUGUGUGGCAGGUGCAUGGUGAGGGAACAAUAGCAGACUCAAAUUCAAAUUAAUAAUAUUUACACAUACACCAAUCUUGUUCAUUCAGUAGACAAAGAAAUGUCGGAUGUAAAUACAUAAUGGCCAAUAUACAGGAGUGGUGAAUACGAUUUUAUGGGCACAAGCUGAACAAAAUAUAAUAACCCUGCAAAAAUAAUACUACCUUUGUGAUGCUUGUUGCGUUCAGUUGUUGAGUACUAUAAUGACCCUGCACUUUGUUACGGAGGUAUUGAUUCAAGUCUAUGGUCAUUUUACAGCCAUAUUUUUUUUUAAAUGAUCAUAGGCUCCAAUCAAUGCCUUUGACACAAACUAAACAUACAUUGAACAUCAUAAGCUUUAUAAAUACAGCAUUCAUUGCAGGGCUAUUUAAUUGGACUGCGAUACAUUGUAAAGGUGUCGGUGAUAUUGUGUUUACCGCCAGUAUUUCUAAACGGUAGACUUUGGCAUGGCAUGUAGCCAUAUAUGAAAACAUGUACACAGUAAGGUAUAAUGUAAACUGGCGUCUCAUACUGUUCAAAGGCCUUGCCAGAAAAUGAUAUACGACAUUCUCAGAUUUCUUUGUGAUGGUAUUUUUUUGAAAUGUAUGUGUCCUGCUUUUAUACUUUAUAGAUGACUUUGAUUUAUAGAUAUUUUGUAAUGACAAUCAAGUGUAAAUGAAUGGUUUAUAAUCAUGUUACUUCACAUAGUUGCUGAAAUAAUACUUUUUAAUGAAAACUAUUAUGUUAGUGUAGAUAUGGCCAGAUGUUUGUAAUUUUCUUUUGAUCUCUAUAACAAAUGGGUGCAAAGAUAAUGCAUCGCUCAAUUUAAUAAUUUGACAAAUUGAUGGCUGCAUAUAAAACUAUUUUUUAAUAUUGGGAGCAUUCAGUCAUAGAUACAUUCUGACUCGAUCUUAAACAUGUAAUCUCUCCUAUAUCUUGAAUAUUUUUGUUCUACUGUAAAGUAUCUAAUAAUAUCUGGUAACAAAGACACGCCAUUGUUGCAAUAUUUAAAAGAGAUUUUUAAAUGGUUGCAAAUGGUGUGUAUUGUUUUUUUUCUUUCAUUUGGCCAGUGUGCAGGGGAUUCUUUCAAAAAGCCAAUUUGAUGAGCCACUGUUGCGUGUAUAAGAGUUAGAGAUAUUCCAAAUUACAAAGUUUUAGAAUUCUUUAGUCAACAAUCAUAGUAUCAGAAUUGUAUAUUAUACAAUUACAGAUGUGUAAUAUAUUGUGAAUCUGUGAUCAUUUAAUAUUUGCAGUUUCCGUUUGCUUGAAAUUUAGGGAAAGCUUAAGUAGAAUGUAACUUGUUUUAAGUUAACCUACUACUUUUCAAGUAUACACAUAGAUGAUUUGGUAUUGUUUGUCUUUCAAUGGAUUGCUGUGAUAUGUCUUUACCUAUGUGUAUUGGCCUGGUUGGCAGAUUCCGAUUUUAUGGGAAAUGGUGUAGUCAUAUUGUAGUUAAAUACAAAUCCCUUAUUUCCUCAGAUUCUCACUAUAAUGUGGUGAAAGCAAUCAUAUAGUUUUAAACAUGACCAUACACACACUGACUAUUCAAUUAGGCAGGUGAGAAACAUGCAUCUUAGAAUUGCCAGUAAAUUUAACCUAUAAUUUUGGAUCUUUUCUGUUUUGCAUUGAACUGCUGAACAUGUGCAUAUGUUAAGACAUAUUUAAAUAUUUGUGUGUAUUAAAUUUUCGUUUUUACUCUA